UACUCAUAUCACAAAACUACUCGUAAGUUUAAGGCCUUCCCUUCCCUUGCGCCAUUACCUUCUCCUUUUAUUCCUCUUACUAGCCAACUCUACGACGUGGAAUUUGCAACUUCUUCAUUGAAAAGUGCACCGCCGCAUCUCAAAGGGAGGCCCUACUGAGGAUCAAUAUCACUGCCUAGCUCUCAAGUUUAUGAUAUGGUUUCAUAAUAGCAAGCCGCAUGAAACAGAGAAGAUCGAAGAGAAGAGAGAAGUGGUAGCAAUAUUAUCCUCAAUCUUGAGUAACAGUGCAGUGUGAUUGAAAGAAACAAGGAAAGAAUGUGGAGGCUUAAGAUAGCAGAGAGUGGCAAUGACCCUUAUAUCUUCAGUACAAACAACUUUGUUGGGAGGCAGAUAUGGGAGUUUGAUCCUGAUGCUGGCACCCCACAAGAGCGGGCUAGGGUUGAAGAGGCUCGUCAAAAUUUCUACAACAACAGGUUUCAGGUCAAACCUAACAGUGAUCUCCUAUGGCGAAUGCAGUUUCUAACGGAGAAAAACUUCAAACAAGCAAUUCUCCCAGUAAAGGUUGAAGAUGGAGAGGAAAUCACAUAUGAAAAGACCACAGCUGCACUGGGAAGGGCCGUCCAUUUCUUUUCGGCCUUGCAGGCCAGUGAUGGCCAUUGGCCUGCUGAAAAUGCUGGUCCAUUGUAUUUCCUUCCCCCCUUGGUAAUGUGUUUGUACAUUACCGGACAUCUUAAUACUGUGUUCCCUGCUGAGUAUCAAAAGGAAAUCCUUCGAUACUUAUACUAUCAUCAGAAUGAAGAUGGUGGCUGGGGAUUACACAUAGAGGGCCACAGCAUCAUGUUUUCCACGGCUCUCAGCUACAUUUGUAUGCGUAUACUCGGGGAAGGACCCGAUGGUGGUCAGGACAAUGCUUGUGUAAGAGCGCGAAAGUGGAUCCUUGACCAUGGUGGUGUCACACACAUACCUUCUUGGGGAAAGACCUGGCUUUCAAUACUUGGUGUGUUCGAGUGGUUUGGAACCAAUCCAAUGCCUCCGGAAUUUUGGAUCCUUCCUUCAUUUCUUCCCAUGCAUCCAGCCAAAAUGUGGUGCUACUGCCGCUUGGUGUACUUGCCUAUGUCAUACCUAUAUGGGAAAAGGUUUGUAGGCCCAAUCACGCCUCUCAUUCUGUCAUUGAGGGAGGAACUCUAUACUCAACCUUACCACGAAGUUAACUGGAAGAAAGUGCGUCAUCUAUGUGCAAAGGAGGAUCUCUACCAUCCCCAUCCUUUGAUACAAGAUCUGCUCUGGGAUAGUCUAUACAUAUUCACUGAGCCUCUUCUCACUCGUUGGCCCUUAAACAAGCUGGUCAGAGAGAAGGCUCUUCAAGUAACAAUGAAGCACAUUCAUUACGAAGAUGAGAACAGUCGAUACAUCACCAUUGGAUGCGUGGAAAAGGUCCUAUGUAUGCUUGCUUGCUGGGUGGAAGAUCCAAAUGGGGUUUAUUUCAAGAAGCAUAUUGCUAGGAUCCCAGAUUACAUAUGGGUCGCUGAAGAUGGAAUCAAGAUGCAGACUUUUGGAAGCCAAGUGUGGGAUACCGGUUUCGCUAUUCAAGCUUUACUUGCUAGUAAUCUCACUGAUGAAAUUGGACCUACACUUGCGAGAGGGCACGACUUUAUAAAGAAAUCUCAGGUCAAGGACAACCCUUCUGGAGACUUUAAAAGCAUGUACCGUCACAUUUCUAAAGGAUCAUGGACUUUCUCUGAUCAAGAUCAUGGAUGGCAAGUUUCUGAUUGCACUGCAGAAAGUUUGAAGUGUUGCAUGCUUUUAUCCAUGAAGCCACCAGAAAUUGUUGGUGAGAAAAUGGAUCCCAAGCGAUUUCAUGAUUCUGUAAAUGUCAUUCUUUCCCUACAGAGUAAAAAUGGUGGUUUAGCUGCCUGGGAACCGGCAGGAGCCCAAAAAUGGUUGGAACUGCUUAGUCCCAUAGAAAUUGGUGAGGACGUUAUCGUUGAGCAUGAGUACGUUGAGUGCACUACAUCAGCAAUCCAAGCUUUAGUUUUGUUUAAGAAGUUAUACCCCGAGCACCGGAAGAAAGAGAUAGAGGAUUUCAUAAAAAAUGCUGUUCAGUUCAUUCAAGACAUACAAAUGCCUGAUGGUUCAUGGUAUGGAAAUUGGGGAGUUUGCUUCACUUACGGUACAUGGUUUGCACUUAGAGGAUUGGCUGCGGCUGGCAAGACUUCCAACAAUUGUCCAGCUAUGCGCAAAGCUGCUGAUUUUCUACUCAGAGCACAAAGAGAUAAUGGUGGCUGGGGAGAGAGCUAUCUCUCAUGCCCAAACAAGGAAUAUGUACCUCUUGACGGAAACCGAUCAAAUUUGGUGCAAACCGCAUGGGCAAUGAUGGGUCUCAUUCAUGCUGGACAGGCUGAAAGAGACUCGACACCUCUUCACCGUGCAGCAAAGCUGAUAAUCAAUUCUCAACUAGAAGAUGGCGAUUUUCCUCAACAGGAAAUCACUGGAGUGUUCAUGAAGAACUGCAUGAUACACUAUGCAGCAUCCAGAAAUAUUUACCCGUUGUGGGCUCUUGCAGAAUACAGCAAGCGCGUCCCAUUGCCAUGCAGAAUAAUUUAAAUAAAUUAAUUAGUAGUGAUGAACUCUAAAAGAAAGCUUGUUGUGAAUUCUCUUACUCUUUUUCUUUAAUUAGCAGCUGUGUCGACGUGUGAAAGAAGUUUCUAAACACAGCCACCAAAGAUAGAUGCAUGGGAGUAUAUGAAAAGUAAAUAAAAAGUACUUCUUCGUGUGGCUAUAUCAAUAUCGUUUUGCUCUUGAACUCUGUAGGUCCAAUAAAGUACUGAUUUAAUUUUCAUUGUACAAUGCCCUAUUUUUCUCUUAUUAAUUAUCUUGAAUAAAUAUCACAAGAUGGCUGGUUCAGAUA
Messenger RNA from Alnus glutinosa, 2908 nucleotides. RefSeq names its product beta-amyrin synthase-like. The transcript is spliced from 18 exons. The coding region runs from base 316 to 2604 and encodes 762 amino acids. Gene Ontology annotation, cellular component: lipid droplet. Lineage: Eukaryota; Viridiplantae; Streptophyta; Magnoliopsida; Fagales; Betulaceae. Gene Ontology annotation, molecular function: beta-amyrin synthase activity. Gene Ontology annotation, biological process: triterpenoid biosynthetic process. The record is from RefSeq and is a predicted model, not a curated record.